AUGGGGAGAAUGGUCGCAAAACACCGUGAUAUUCUCUUUGCGUGUGUGGGUGGCUUCAUCGCAUGGGGACUCAUAACAAGCUGGUAUCCGUUGAUACGCUUUAUCGGAUACUCGUUCCUACUAGGGGCUACCGCUACUUUGACCUCUCUCAUUGUGAUUCUCAUCAUCAGUGUUAAGCGUCCUGAUAACGGCUCCGGCUCUUCGAGACUAUGCGGCCAACCUGUGGCCUUCCUAUCUCCCGAUAACUGGAAGCAGGAUUUGGAAGACUACAGAGACAAUACCAGCUACCAACCUACGCCCCUUUAUCCGCAGUCGUUUAUCGUUUCCGCGGCGCUGGAUGAAUUGUUGAAUUUAAUCAGGAGAGAUUUCAUUGAGACGUGGUACCAGCACAUCAGCAGCAAUCCCGGCUUUGCUGACGAGAUCGAUUCCAUAGUGAGGGCAACAGUUGGACGCAUAAGAGACUGGCUGUCGAAAGAAGAUUUCGUGGAAAUAUUUGUCUCGAGGAUCGUUCCUAUAUUUACUAGCCAUUUAAAAGAUGUCGACCUCGCGGAACGAGCUGUGAGAGGCAGAAACCUGAGCCAUGGAGUGACGGAAUCUGAGGAGCUGGAGAUAGCAAUUGCUGCUAGAUAUCGAGAAGGGAAUCUUCAUCCGGCCGCUGCGAGAUCUUCGCCAGACGUGGCGCAUGUGCAGCAGGAACACUUGCGCAAGAUCGUAGUGGCUCUUUUGCCCACGAUUCUACCUGAAAGUCAAGCAAACAGUAGGGCGGUGUUAGUUCUCACCCGAGAAAUUAUAGCAUGCGCCAUUUUAUUUCCUUUAAUUGGCGUCCUUGCGGAUCCGGAUACAUGGAACCAGCUGAUGGAAGCCUAUGGACGAACAGCUCUUCAGGACCGCAAAACCGUCAGGAGGCUACGUGAGGCACUAGAUCAGCAUGCUUUGCCUCUAGCAAAGUCCAAACAAGGACAUAUGUUUCCAAAGCUAGGUCCAAAUGACUCUGAGAGGGAAUUUGAACGUUUUAUGAGGGGCAUCCGUCGCUGUAAUAACUUAUCUGACGCGAGGAGAUUUAGGAACAAUGUUGCUAGCCAACUUAAGCGUGAAACAAUGUUUAAUGGACAUGAUCCAAUCUAUAUCCGGCGCCUAGAAACAGCAAAGAGGGCCUUGGACCAGAAAGUUGCAAAGCUAUCAGCUCCAAAUGGCGCUGGGAAUACCCAGCCAUCCGCGUCGGAUCAGGUAUACCACAACACUCUGAGGUCACAGGGCAUCUCCUUGGUCGAUGUUCUGCAUGAUGCGGCGGGCCUGUCGUAUUUCAUGGAAUAUAUGGACCGUCUGGGCCUCAUGUCCUUGGUUCAGUUUUGGUUAGUGGUAGACGGAUUUAGAAACCCGCUAGAGAACGAUAUGGGGGAUGAUAUGACGUCUGCACCUUCAUCUUGGACCACUGCAGACAGGAAUGACAUGAUUUUGAUAAGUGAGAACCACUUGUCAAAACCGGAGCUGAAAGUUGAUGAAGAAUCUCGGAAGAUUGUUAAAAGCUUCAUUUUAGCUGGUAAGCGGGCGACGCCAGAGCAAUACUGGAAGGCAAGGAAGGCGGUUCUAGCAGCGCAGUCCACAGUCCUUGAGAGCAUGAAGUCUAAGUAUUAUCCUGGGUUCAAGAAAUCAGAUCUCUAUUACAAGUACCUAGCUUCAGAUGAGGCAGCCGCUACGACCAGUGUUACAUCCCCUUAUAUACAGCCAAAUAAUCCACCCCUUGCCCGGUCUCACACCUCAGGGAAUUACCAGCCAUCCGGGAUAUCUUCACCCAUGCUUCGAACCGACUCUCAGUCCAUCACAAAAAAAGAAUCGCGCCGGAAACAACCACUAUUCAGCUCCGAGACACUUGAUACUGGGCGACCUGCAGACCUUGACCAUUUACCACUUUUUAGUGACGAUGUUGAGCCGGAAAACCUAGAGUCCUCCACCUACAGUCUUGGUAAAGAUUCUCAAAGCGGAGAGGCAGAGGUGCAAGAAAAAAAGAUCCUGGAAAAUAUGGAGGCUGCUCUCAAUGAUAUCAUCUCAGACACCCCAAAUGACUUCAAGGCCGAUGGUCCGAGGAGUAGCUUACCAUCACCAUCACCCAGAGCCUCGAUUGACAUGGGCCGUAUGGACGGGCAGGCAGCCGAGAAGGGGAAACCCAGCAUAUCGUCACUGGGCCUGGUUAAUACAUCUUCCCGUAUCGGAGUUUUUACUGACGAUGACUUAUUUCCUGAUCAAGAAAAAUUCAUUGAGGAUGAGUAUGCAGAUCCGGACGUGCCUGAACCCGAUAUACCCAUAGAAGAAGAAAUCCAUGAGGCAGCGCCUGGAGACUUGGGCCUUACAGAAGCAAUAUCCGCUUUGACAACCGAUAUAGAGAAGCUUGUUUCGCAGGAGUCCGUGAUUGACUCCCUGACCAGAAAAGCUGAAUUAACAAACAACGUGGCUGAACUGCGUAUUUUGGGGAAAUCUAAAUCUAGCUUAAGAAGGGAGAUUAGGCGUAAAGAAAUGCAGAGGCAGCAGUACAUUGUGCAGGAAAGCGAUAACAGCUUAUACGGACGAUCAACAGUUCAGAUUCCGUCAAUCCUUCUUGACAAAGAGCCGGACGGCCGCGAGUAUGCCUUAUGUGAGUUGUACCUUGUUUGUUGGUAUUACAAUGGCUCAUCCCUUCUGACUUGUGGCUGCUAUUCGUUUUUUAGAUGUGAUUGA
Trichophyton rubrum CBS 118892 is the source of this 2712-nucleotide messenger RNA. RefSeq lists its product as uncharacterized. Gene Ontology annotation, molecular function: phosphatidylinositol binding. Gene Ontology annotation, cellular component: intracellular membrane-bounded organelle. The coding region runs from base 1 to 2712 and encodes 903 amino acids. The record is from RefSeq and is a predicted model, not a curated record. Lineage: Eukaryota; Fungi; Ascomycota; Eurotiomycetes; Onygenales; Arthrodermataceae. The transcript has a single exon.